AUGUUAGAGGGGUCGACCCCAAUACAACCGGCACUACCAUCAGAGGAAGACUUGAGCCCCUCUACAGAGAAAGAUACAACAAUAUCCGAUACAGUAGUUUUAAAUGUAUACGAUAAUGUGGGCUACAAGAAAAACCACAAGAGGGUUUAUGAUGAACCUAAACGUAUCAAUGCCAAACUUGGAAUUCCGAAUAGUUGGAGAAAUUAUUCGAUCUCUCUAUCUUCGAAAGGGCAUGAUGUUCAGAUCGUUUCAUACUUGCCAGAGCCUAACUCAGGAAUCAACACAUAUCAUUUGACCAGCGACAAUCCUUCUCAGAUCAUUGGUAGAUAUAACUUUAGUCUAGAGUCCAAUGACGGCAUGACCGAAGCUGUCUCUCAGAUGUUAACUCCUGUGACAUCCAGAUCAACUAGUCCUGCCAUCUCGCUUGAGAAUGAAGCAAGUGAAAUCCAAUCAACGGGUAAACAUUCAGAUGAAGGUAAAGCGGCUGAGAUGCAGACUGUAAAACCUCCAUCAACGGGCAGGGGUGACAACAUCACCGAGAUAGAAACUAUCCUCACACAACCUGCUAGGACUUUGGAAGAACAGAUGGAAUCGCUCGCAUUGGGACUCUGGAUGAAGUGA
Kwoniella shivajii is the source of this 621-nucleotide messenger RNA. RefSeq lists its product as uncharacterized. The record is from RefSeq and is a predicted model, not a curated record. The transcript has a single exon. The coding region runs from base 1 to 621 and encodes 206 amino acids. Lineage: Eukaryota; Fungi; Basidiomycota; Tremellomycetes; Tremellales; Cryptococcaceae.